Messenger RNA from Prunus armeniaca (apricot), 4722 nucleotides. The record is from the annotation of a GenBank genome assembly. Lineage: Eukaryota; Viridiplantae; Streptophyta; Magnoliopsida; Rosales; Rosaceae.
AUGGAGAUCCUCACCGCCAUUAUUCCUACAAUAAUCGAGUACACGGUUGAACCAGUUAGCCGGCAAGUGGGUUACAUAAUUCACAAUAAAAGUAACCUUGAAAAUCUAAGGAGUCAAUUGAAAAAAUUAGAUCUUGCCAAAGAGAGGAGGAAGCAUACCGUUAAGGAAGAUGAAAGAAAAGGUAAACGAAUUCAUACUGAUAUCCAAGACUGGCAGAAAGUAGCAGAUGAGAUGAUUGAAGAGGCAAAUACAAUUUUUGAAAAAGAAGGCCGAGCAAAUACAAAGUGUUUCCGUGGAGUAUGUCCUAAUCUGAUUUCCAAUCAUCAGCUCAGCAGGAAAUCAGCAAAAUUGGCAAGAAAGAUUGAACUCCACCAUGACCAAAAAGAGUUUCCCAUUGUUUCAUACAAUGCUCUCCCAGAAGAGAUGUGUGCCACGCCCUCUCAAAACUACAUGGCCUUUGAAUCAAGGAUUUCAAUGGUGAAGGAAAUCAUGGAGGAAUUUAAGAAGCCUGAUUCCAACUUGAUUGGCGUUUACGGUUUGGGUGGUGUGGGGAAGUCCACACUGGUCAAAGAAGUUUAUAGACAAGCUACAAAAGAGGAGUUAUUUGAUGAUGUGGUUAUAGUAUUGGAUGCAAAACAGUUUCCAGAGCUCGAAAGAAAUGAAAGAAUUCAACAGAAAAUUGCUGAAAAGUUAGGUAUGGAAGUUCAGGGAAGUAUGGAUGUGCAUAUAUGGAAUAGGAUAAAAGACAAGAAGAGUCUUAUAAUUUUAGAUGAUGUUUGGGAAGCAAUUGAUUUGGAGGUUUUGGGACUUCGCCCAAUGGCGACUUGUAAAAUAUUGUUGACAUCUAGAAAUCGAUUCUCUGAGAUGCGUACUCAAAAAGACUUUCGGCUUGAUGUUUUAGGCGAGAAAGAAAGUUGGGUUUUAUUUGAGAAGAUGGUGGGUGAUGUUGUUAAAGAUGGCCCUAUAAAAAAAGUAGCAACCCAAGUAGCCAAAAAAUGUGGAGGUUUGCCUGUUUUAGUUGUUGCAGUUGCAAGCGCUCUAAGAUCAUGUAGUACUUUAGAGGUAUGGAACGAUGCUUUAAGGCGCUUCAAAAGUUUUGACAAAGAGGACUUGAAAGACAAAGCGUACUUGGCUAUAGAAUGGAGUUACAAUCAAUUGCAUGCUAAGGAGCUUAAGCCAUUGUUCUUGCUAUGUGGAAUUACUGCAGGGGUUGGUUGUUCAAUUUUCCUCAGUGACUUGUUGAAAUAUGCUAUGGGUUUGAAUUUGGUGAAAAAUGUUGAUACGGUGGAAGAUGCACGGAAUGCGUUGCAUUCAUUGGCUGAAAAACUUAAAUAUUCUUGUUUGUUGCUAGACAUUGAUGAUGAUGGAAGAGUAAGAAUGCAUGAGCUUGUACGAGAUGUUGCUAUCUGGAUUGCAUUUAAAGAUAAUCACGCCAUUGCAAAAGCAUAUGGAGAUGAGCUGAAAGAAUGGCCAGAUAGAAAUUCCCUUAAAAAAUGCACUGCGAUCUCCUUGAACUCUUGCAAGAUCCCCAGACUUCCAGAAGAACCUUGGGUAUGCCCAGAAUUGAGACUUUUUGUCUUGGAAAAUCAUAAUAUUGAUGACUCCUUGGAAAUCCCAGGCAACUAUUUUGAAGGGAUGAAGGAACUCAAAGUGUUGGAUGUAACCAGACUGCGAAUUCCGUCACUGCCUCCAUCUCUUCAAUCCCUAACAAAUCUUCAAACUUUGUGUUUAGAUGGUUGCGUGUUGGGGGACAUAGCUCUAGUUGGACAGCUAACAAACUUAAAAAUUCUUAGCCUUUUAAAAUCUAAGGUGAAAGAGUUGCCCAAAGAAAUAGGGGAAUUGACUCGUCUACAAUUGUUGGAUUUGACUUGUUGCUCUGAACUUGUAGUGAUCCCACCUGGCGUUAUAUCAAGCUUGACAAGUCUAGAAGACUUGAGAAUGGGAAGCUUUAAGGAAUGGGAAGGAGGUUUAAAUGAUGGAAGAAGUAAUGCGAGCGUGUCAGAGCUGAAACAAUUGCGUCAACUAACUGCAUUACAUAUACAUAUUCCAGAUGCUAAGCUUCUUCCAGCAAACAUGUUCUCGGAUACGAAGUUAGAAAGAUACACCAUACUUAUUGGUGAUUGUUGGCUAUAUCCUGAUAAUUACGGAAGCUCCUCUAACAUGUUAAAACUCAAGCUCACUACGAGCAGUCAAUUCAGCCAAGGUAUAAAAUUGCUGCUUAAGAGAUGUGAACAUUUGGACUUGGAUGGGAUGGAGGCUGCAAAUAUUAUUUCCUAUAUAUUAGCAAGUGACAGUGGUAAACAACUGAAGAAUCUCCAUGUCCAAAACAACGAUGCUGUUACAGCUGUCAUUAACUCGAGUCAUGCCUUCCCCAACUUGGAGUCACUGUCUCUUUACAACCUUGUUAAUUUGGAAAAUGUAUGUUGUGGUCAGCCUUUUCAAAAGUUACGAUCUUUGACUUUGUGGAAUCUGCCAAAGCUUAUUGGUUUCUCCUCCAAAGGCAGCACGUCAGUUGUAAGUACAGAGGCCGAAGAAAUCAUUUUGGAGAAUGAAAUUGGUGGACCCACGAAACUUUUCAUGGAUGGAGAGGUUCUGAUACCCAACUUAACACGCUUGAUCUUGCAUCAAUGUGAUGGUUUAAGAUUCUUGUUUUCAUGUUCCAUGGCUAGACGUCUUGAGCAACUCAAACAUCUUGAGAUAUCCACAUGCCAAAUGAUGGAAGAAAUAGUAUCAACAAGUGGAUACAAUCAAGAACAUAGAGAUAACAUGUUUUGCAAUCUAAAAUCUCUAAAUCUGCAACAUCUUCCAAGCCUCACUAGAUUCUACUCCGGAAGUUAUAUUGAAUUUUCAUUAUUGGAGACAUUGCAUAUUGAGGAUUGUCCUAGACUGGGGACAUUCAUCUUUGAUAGAAAGAGUGAAAUUACUUCAAUAGGCAAAGAAAAUGACGAUAGGAACUCCAAGGAGAAUCUUGAGACUGUUAUACCACGCUUUCUUUUUGAUGAAAAGGUAGGAUUUCCUAGCUUGGAGAGCUUGAUCAUCUAUGAAAUACCUAAGUUGAGGACUAUAUGGCACUGCCAACUUGCCCCAGACUCUUUUCGAAAGCUCAAAGAAGUUGAAGUUUUGAGAUGCCAGAGUCUAAUAAAUAUCUUUGCGCCAAGUAUGAUGGGAAGAUUGAAUGCUCUAGGCACAUUAGUGAUAAAGCAAUGCAAAUCACUACAAGUAGUUUUUGACAUGGGAGUAGUACUUGGCGUUAAAGAAGCAUACGACACAUCAUCAACCACUAAGUUGAAAACUUUUGGGUGCCCAAAUCUGGAUUAUGUAGAAAUAAAUUCGUGUGAGAGUCUGAAAAAUAUCUUUCCAGUCUCAGUGGCUAAAGGUCUUCAGCAGCUAAGCGAGCUGUUCGUGGAGAAUUGUGGAAUAUUGGAAGAAAUUGUUGCCAAGGACGGACUAGAAAUGACACCUGAGUUUGUGUUCUCUAAAGUAACACUUGUGCAACUGCAACAUCUGCCCAAAUUGAGGAGUUUCUAUUUGGGGCUACAUGUUUCCAAGUGGCCAUUACUCAAAUCAUUGAUAUUCUUUGAAUGUGGUAAAGUGGAGAUUCUUGCUUCCGAAUAUUCAAGAUUCCAAGAAAGACUUGAUUCGGGUACACCAAUCAAACAACCUUUUUUGUUCGUUGACAAGGGUAAUCCAUUCCCCAACUUGGAAGUAUUGUACUUGGACGAGAACACAGAGAUUUGGUAUGAAGCACAUAGUCCACUCCCAGCAAAGUUGUUUAUCAAUCUAAAAGAGUUUGCAUUUUCUUGUGCACACCCCCAGUCAUUUCAUUUCCUUGAGAAAUUACAUAAUCUUGAAGAGCUCGUUGUUUAUAAUGGUCCUUGGAAAGAAAUAUUUGUGUAUGAAGGAACUAGUAGCGGGGAAAUAGAUGCAGUUGGGAGGACCCUCCCGCACAUAAAGAUUUUGUAUCUCAACCAAAUGAAGGAGCUGAUGCAUCUAGGGAUUGGGAAUGGCAACUCUGAAUCAGUUUUUCCGAACUUGGAAAUUCUAAAGGUGUACAAUUGUGGCAGAUUAAAGAAUCUAACUUCAUCUGCAAUAUCCUUUCACAAACUAACCACUUUACGCGUAGCAAAUUGUGAGGGAUUAAAAUACUUAACAACUUAUUCGGUGGCUAAAUGUUUACACCAACUCAAAAGCUUGGAAGUUGAGAAUUGUGAAAGCAUGAUAGAGAUAGUGGCAAGCAACGAAGAUGAAGAAGAUUCAAGAAAUUAUUAUGAGAUUGCUUUCAGCUGCUUGCAACAUUUGAAACUUUAUUAUCUACCAAGUCUACGAGGCUGUUGCUCAUUAGGAAAUUGCACUGUUAGAGUCCCAUCCUUAAACUCUUUAAUUGUCGAGGAAUGCCUGAUUGAGUUGAAGAUUUCCUCUGAUGGGUCACUGAUUCAAAGUGGUUCAAGACCAGAAAGACAACAAAUAAUGGAGGAAGUGGAAGAAAAAGAAGAAGAAGAAGAUGAUGGCAAUGAAACGUUUCACUCUGUUCCCGCCCUUGCCGCCAUUGCCGAUCUGAUCAAUGUUAAUUGUUUAAUACAAGCUUGCAAGCGGCCACCUCAAGGCACAGGCCGAAGAAUUUGGAAAUGGUUGUGUGAUUUGUGUUGGCAUUCAGGCAUUCCAAUUCCUGUUGUGUUAUGCUUGUGUUGCCAUGUCUAUAACUGCUUUGUGAUACAAGUGUGA